AUGUCUUCCGCACGUUCUGCCAGCACGAAGGUGAAGGUGUUCACGCGCCUGAGGCCUCUGUUCUAUUCAGAAACUGAUGGCGGAGACUGCGCGAGCAGAGUUCCGAUAGAAAGCUGCGCCAUUUUGUACUUUGGAUGUGGGUGUCACACACAGCAACAAGAGGGUCAUCAACGCGGGUGGACAGUUUCGCCGGAGUGCACCCAAAUUUACCGCGUGGCAACCCAAAGCCUGCGUGCUGAUCUAGACGAGCAGUGUCUGCCACAAACGGCUUACAAGAAAUGCAGCUCCGUUUAUCGGUUCGACAGGUGCUUCGACGAGGCAGUGUCCACCAGCGAGAUAUUUGAGUGGGUGGCCAAACCGCUAAUUGUGCCUCUCUUGAAAGGGGUUAAUGGCAGCAUCUUGACAUACGGGCAGACGGGAAGUGGCAAGACACACAGCAUUUUUGGCACCUUCAAAGAAGCGGGCUUGAUCGAAUUGGCCGCCAGCGGACAGCUGAGGGGUACCACCGGUGACACCCAUCCGAAGGAGAGCCUUUUAAACUCUGGCGGAGGAAGCAAUGACAGACCAACAACGGUGUUUACAGUGAAGGUCGCUUAUAUAGAGAUAUACAUGGAACGCGUGAACGACCUGUUGCAAGAUGGAGCAGGAGGAAACAACCACCCCGCUGAAAACCUCCCGGUGAAAGAAGAUCCCUUCCGGGGGUUCUACGUGCAGGGCAUGCACGAGCAAGAAGUCGAAACCGUCGCCGACGUAUUGCACACAUUGCAGCACGCAGACCGCAAGCGCAGAUUUGCGAGAACCGAUUUCAACGUCAUGUCGUCGAGAUCGCAUGUCGUCUUCUCUAUCAUUGUAGAGAGCUUUACGCCGACACGCACACCAGCGACGAAGGGGAGGGGAGCAGAGGCCUACGGCAUUCGGAAAACCGCCAGGCUAAGCCUCGUUGACCUCGCUGGUAGUGAAAGACUGGCGGUCCUGCGGCGCCCUUACGCAAGCGCGAGACCGAACCUCCUGCAUGAUCCGCAAGCAAAGUCAACUCUGGGCGGGAACGCGAACGUCGCUCUCCUCGUCACGUUAAAUCCAUCUCACAGAUACGCAGACGUCACUCACAACUCGCUUAAAUUUGCGCAGCGUGUGGGCUGCUUGCGGGUGCAUCCCCAGACGAACUACCAGACGACAAAGGCGCAAUCCGUCAUCACUCGCCAGAAUCAAAUCAUUCAACAACUGCGAGAAGAACUCCAGAUUGCGCAGAAACAGGUGAGGCCAAGCCACUCACCGGCUGCUGGCCCGCUUCACACGUCCCCAAGCAACCCCUCCGCAAAGCCGUCGGAAGAAGUGGAGAGGCUGAAAAUCGAGCUUCAGGACAAACUCGCGGUGCUCACACACCUCAUCUCGCGCGCGCGAGGCUCAGCGGAUCAGAGCCGCAGCCUCUACACCUUCGCGCUGGCGGCACCGACGUCUGAAGCGCAAUCUUACGAUGAAGCGACAGCCUGUCUCGGGGCGCAGCGACGCCUUGGUGCCUCCGAGGUGGCGCAGCGCAGCUGGCGCCUCCGACGAGCGCACGGCCGUCCCGUAGCGCCCACUGAGACCACCGCAGGAGCCCCAGAGCCUGCCCGAAAGGGACAGGGGCAGUUUCCGUGGCAAGGGAGAGACCUUGGGGCCGCCACUCUCCCGCCGCAACAAACGCUGGCGUCGGGCGCUGGGAGUCAAGGCGACAUUAAGGGUCUGGGGUCACCUCUACGCACACUUGAAAAGCUUGACGAGGCGUCGAGGUCAUCAGCCGGUUCGCAAGGAGCAACGCGAAACCGUCCAUCCGGCCUACGCGAGAACUCUCAGCUUGGUCCAAGCCAUGCACACGCCGAUGAAGAUUGGGGAGCGCUGCGUUGCAAGCCUCUCAAUCGAAAGCCACAGACUCUGUCUGACUCGCAAGAGAUCUCUCACGACUUUUUUGAGGUAGACCUCGGUGUGUACUUGGACGCAAAUCACGAAGAGAGUCCACGAGGCACUCCCGCUACGCCCCUCUCCUUCAGAGCCAUGCGCGAGGACCCUCGACCGCACCCGAAGGAGCUGCAGCAGCAGAGUGCAUCGAUCCUCUCUGCAGAGGACACGUUGCCCAGCGUCGCUGACGAGGACCUUCCUCAACAGCAGCCGACACUGAUGGCCGCAGGGCCUUUCUCUGGCGCACGCAGCGCGCCAAUCAACGAAAACAUGCCAGGGCCGCAGGCCCCCGCGGAGCAUGACUGGGCCAGCAGUCUUCCCCUUGAUCGGAGCUGUCGCACAUUCGAUCUGCCUUUCAAAAAGUAUUUUGACAUGGGCCAUGCUCUUGAGAGAUCUCGCUCGAAAUCACCCACUUCACACACGAGCAGGACUGCAUCCGCGCUUGCGGAGAACGGCCUGCAGGCUCUUCCCACCCCUUCGGCCUCCCAGGGUCGCCCUAGAUCCCUGCACAGCCGCUCGGAGAAGCCUCCCGCUGCAGACAUUCACGCCUUUUCUGGCGUCAGCGAGACCCGAGGGUGCGGAGCGGCCGAAAGCCAAGCGCCGGACUGGUCGUCCUCGCGAAUGAGGAAACGAGGAGUCAGCGACUGUGCCCGGCCCCCGUCGCCUCUGUCACCAUCCGCCAGCGAACAAAGAGCGGAAGAGCGCGCGAGAGAAGGUGAUCCACCUGCAGAGCCGUGCUCGUUGCCGCAUCGCUCUCAAGUUCUCCCUCUGUCCGUUCCUUCCUGCGAGGCCUCCGCCCCGCCCCUCACGAGGCCCCAUGCUCUCGGCUGGGCAGCUGGCGAGCUGCCCGGUUACGGAAACAAAGUCGUCUAUCUGCAGCAGCAAGGCCCGUUUCCCCGAAGCGCCUUCGUGCCUCCUGUUGCCGUCGACGAGGACCCCCCGCUAGCCCGGCUCGCAGGAGCCUCUGUCCCUGUCGCGGAGGUCUUCCCGGCACCAGCCGCCGUGGUCCUCGGCUCGCCUGUCGCAGUGGCUUUCCCCGCAACUCCUCCCCCCCACCCUGACAUGAGGGGUGAGAGCCGGCCUGCGAACGAAGGAGCUGCACGGCCUCCCUCUGAGACCUUCGGGCCCCCAGGGCCCUGCCCCGCUGCUCUGCUUCCUCCGCCCUUCCAGCCCGGCGCUGGUGAGGGGGCCUCGUACGUCGUGGUUACGGACUUGACCGGAUGUGCGAGGUGGCUGCCGGUGGCGGCAGGGCCUCCGGUGGCGGCAGGGCCUCUGCCGGCAGCCCCUGCUGCGGUUUCAUCCGCAGCUGCACCCUGGGGCCUCUUCCAGGCCGGUGCGCCGCAGGCGGUCGACCUGCUGCGGGGCCCCGCCCAGGGCUGCGCGCCCGUCGCCCUGGCGCUGCCCUCCGCGCCGACCCACUCGUCGCAGCCGGCGAAGGUGUUGCUUCAUCAGCACAUGCACGUCGCGCAGGCUUGUUCGCCGGGGCCUCCACGAGUCGCGCGGAGGCACAGCGCCUCCGCCGUGACUUCUGCCUCGCAUUAUCCCGGGCCUGUUAGUGUGGCAGAAAGCCGUCACGAUUUUCUCCUUCCCAGACGCCUCUGGAGCGCCGUGCCGCUGGCGAGACCUGACGCACCGUAG
Messenger RNA from Besnoitia besnoiti, 3573 nucleotides. RefSeq lists its product as uncharacterized. Gene Ontology annotation, biological process: microtubule-based movement. NCBI's taxonomy places the organism in Eukaryota, Apicomplexa, Conoidasida, Eucoccidiorida, Sarcocystidae. The transcript is spliced from 11 exons. Gene Ontology annotation, molecular function: microtubule binding; microtubule motor activity; ATP binding. The record is from RefSeq and is a predicted model, not a curated record. Bases 1 to 3573 code for a protein of 1190 amino acids.